GCUGGAGCCUGGAUAGAAUCUGUUAUUGUAUCACAGACUCUCUUUUAUCCUUUGUAAUCUUAAAUAUAUAUAUUUUGGAUUAGCAUCUGAGCCCAGAGCACUGCUGGAGUCUGGAAGCUACAGGCAGCUGCCUUCCUGGUUCUCUUCUCAGGGAGUUGAGUAGACCCUUGGACUGCGGGUGUUUUGGAUCCAUAGCCCAAUGGGGUCCAGCUAAGGAGAUACUACAAGGCAGAUUUUAGCGCAGGAGAGCAGUGACUGGUGCUGGCCGAGGAGGGUAUUGGAGACCAUCAGACCACACCGACCAUGAACAUCAUUGGGAGUUACCAGCACCACCACAUGAUGCCAGAGCCUUUCAUCUUCACCCCGGGUUCCAGGUGCCACCAGGAGAGACCUUUCUUCCAAGGUUGGGUCCUGAAUCCUGGAGAAGUGUCCCCGGAGUUUGCCACCCAGCCCCCCUACAGUCCUGAGUAUGGGGCAGUGGGAGCUGCCCAGAGCAGUGGCCGUCUAGAGGCUCUGGGGGGUAGGCUGGGCAGGAGGAAAGGAGUGCCCCCCAAAAAGGAGAGGAGAAGGACGGAGAGUAUUAAUAGCGCCUUUGCUGAGCUGAGAGAGUGUAUCCCCAAUGUGCCUGCUGACACCAAGCUCUCCAAGAUCAAGACCCUCAGGCUGGCCACCAGCUACAUAGGCUACCUGAUGGAUGUCCUGGCCAAGGACAGUGAGCCUGGGGGCACAGAGGGUUUCAAGGCUGAGCUGAAGAAGGUGGACAGCAGGGACUGCAAGCGGAAAAGGGACCCGCAAACUGAAGGAUUUUGGGGAGCUGCCACCUCAGGAGAGAAGAAGUUAAAGGGAAGGACAGGGUGGCCUCAACAGGUCUGGGCCUUAGAACUGAACCCUUAAACCUACCUUAACCCAGAAUGCACAGUAAAUGUCCUGCAAAACUCAGGAUAAAAGGAAUAUAUUCACUGAGCACUCUUCUUCAGGCUAUAUAUAGGCAAAGAACUUCCUGAUAUUUAUGUACAUUUUUUUUUUUUUUUUUACAAAAAAUUCUAUAUAUUUUUUGGAU
This is a messenger RNA of Pseudophryne corroboree (corroboree frog), 1060 nucleotides long. RefSeq names its product heart and neural crest derivatives expressed 1 (gene HAND1). Gene Ontology annotation, biological process: regulation of transcription by RNA polymerase II; heart development. Bases 304 to 894 code for a protein of 196 amino acids. Lineage: Eukaryota; Metazoa; Chordata; Amphibia; Anura; Myobatrachidae. The record is from RefSeq and is a predicted model, not a curated record. The transcript has 2 exons. Gene Ontology annotation, molecular function: RNA polymerase II transcription regulatory region sequence-specific DNA binding; DNA-binding transcription factor activity, RNA polymerase II-specific; protein dimerization activity.